UUCUAUGAGAGCUUGCAGCUUAUUCAAGAACGGAAGUUACAAUUGCCAUCAAUUCAUGCUGUUGUUGUAGGGAGUGACAUGACUAGUCAUAGCAAAUUUGAGACAGAGCUUAGGAACUUCGUUAUAUCAAAGAAGAUCGAAAAGUAUGUUCAUUUUGUCAAUAAGACACUGACAGUAGCUCCAUAUCUUGCUGCAAUUGACGUUCUUGUUCAGAAUUCUCAGGCACGGGGUGAAUGCUUUGGUCGGAUUACUAUCGAGGCCAUGGCAUUUCAGCUGCCCGUGUUGGGAACUGCAGCUGGUGGCACCCGAGAAAUUGUAAUAGAUGGAACGACUGGUCUGCUACAUCCUGUGGGGAAAGAAGGGAUAAUGCCCCUUGCAAAAAACAUUGUUAAAUUAGCCACUCACGUUGAGAGGAGGCUUACAAUGGGUAAAAAAGGGUAUGAGAGGGUGAAAGAGGUAUUUCUGGAGCGUCACAUGGAAGAAAGAAUUGCUGCAGUUUUAAAGGACGUGUUGCAAAAAGCAAAGGAACACCAAAAGACAUGAAAUUUUAUUACUGUUGGCUAGCAUAAAGCCUCUAUUCUCAGUUGGAGCUGCAUUUGUAGAUGAGACGUGGAAAUUUAUAAGCUGUGAGUAGGUGGUCAACAACAACAGGAAAUGAAAUACCAUAGAUAAAAUGUUCAGCCGUCUCUUGCUUAUAUAUUUUGUGAGUGAAAAAAAAACGACUUUCUCAUCCUUGAUGUUGUCAAUGUGGUCUCAGAAGGACUAAUGCUGCUAUUCAUUCACCAUAAUUCUACUUCUUUUUGUUUUUUCGGUAGGAUAGUAUAUAGUCUGGGAGGAAAUAGUAUGAUUUUAUGGACGUCUUAGUAAAGGCCUUUGCAUCAUUGUGUUCUGGACCUGUAUUUCCUGUAAGUAGAGAGUGGGGUUUCCUUUUUGGGUCAA
Molecule: messenger RNA, 939 nt
Organism: Nicotiana tabacum (common tobacco)
Lineage: Eukaryota; Viridiplantae; Streptophyta; Magnoliopsida; Solanales; Solanaceae
Source: RefSeq, a predicted model, not a curated record